GUUUUGUUAGCAAUAGAGAGAGUUAUGGCCUCUCCACGGUAUCCAGGAUUUCAUAAAUACGUAACCCGCGCGUACAUAGUGGUGGUAUUUAUGAUAAUGAUGGGCUUAUUACUGACUUCUUUUGUUGACGAUGACAUUUCAAUAUCAAGCGUAUUAAUGAUAGGGGUGUUCCUUGUGUUUGCAUAUGUUAUCUAUUGGGUCAUAGUUAGAUUGAAUUGUUAUGGCACACCAUUACAACGGCGCCGUCGUGGUGAGAAUAAUGCAGUUACAAUCUACUCAUACGGAAACCGAUCCUCUACAUCAAUGAGAACGUCCCCAUCACCACGCGACACCUAUCAAACAUUUGCAAAUUAUAGAUUUGGAGCAUUUGCCAAUCGACUACGUAGCAUUAGCUCAUUCGCCUCGUCAAUCACCUCGCAACAGCGAAACAAUAACAACAGCGAAGAAGAAAGCAGAAAUGAUGAUAUAGCGGAUGAUCAAUACAUAGGAGAUAUGGAACAGACAUUAACAACACCGCCACCUACAUACACAAAAACAUUACAGGAUGUAGGGCUCCCACCACCAUAUAUCUCAAAAACAAUUUCUUUAGAAGAUAGAACAAAUAAUAUGGAAGUUGAGAAUAAUUGUGAUAUUGAACAUAGGUCUGAAUCAAUGGCACAAUCGAGACCUGCGAUGUUUACUUCUAGUUCAUCGUUGGAGGAUGCAUCCGGAGGUAAUCGUGAAUCAGGAAUUCAAAUGCCACCACAGUCAUAUCAACCUAGUUCUAAUUCACAUCAGCAGACUGAUGGGAACGUCGUAUCCGUUGAUACGGAUCACACGCAUGAUAGUAUACCAAUUGGUAACAAUAAUAAUGAAUCAAGACCUCCUUCGAGAUCAACUCAUCCGAUACCUCAACCUCUAUCACAAAUUUCAACUGACACAGUUAACAAUUUAGGCUCCCCAUCUUCCUCUGCAAUAAUAAAUACAGCUAGUAGUCAUGCGCAAAACGGUUCUGUCCCACCAAUACCUUAUUCAGAAACUACAACUAAUGCAUCAACUACAUCACUAUCCACAUUACAUAUUUCUGCAUCAACCACGUCCGAACAAUAUGCAUCAUCUGAAACAUCAUAG
Messenger RNA from Acaulospora morrowiae, 1110 nucleotides. The record is from the annotation of a GenBank genome assembly. Lineage: Eukaryota; Fungi; Glomeromycota; Glomeromycetes; Diversisporales; Acaulosporaceae.